Messenger RNA from Tachysurus vachellii, 8113 nucleotides. RefSeq lists its product as uncharacterized. Gene Ontology annotation, biological process: positive regulation of blood vessel endothelial cell proliferation involved in sprouting angiogenesis. Lineage: Eukaryota; Metazoa; Chordata; Actinopteri; Siluriformes; Bagridae. Gene Ontology annotation, cellular component: adherens junction; ruffle membrane. The transcript is spliced from 3 exons. Bases 1 to 5862 code for a protein of 1953 amino acids. The record is from RefSeq and is a predicted model, not a curated record.
AUGUACAGUGUGGAAGACUUGCUGAUCUCACAUGGAUACAAACUGCCCCGGAGUGGCCCUGCCUCAUCCUCUGCACCUUAUGAGAAUCGGAACACCGACUGUCGGCGUGACAAUGUGGAGAACCGUCCCUCUGGUGGUGGCGGGGCCUUAAACGGGUUUGGGACAGCAGAAGGUGGAGCAGACAACCGGACAGAAACAGGGACAGGGGCCUACAGACCAACGCAGUCUGUAAAAGCAUAUCCUGAAAACAACAACAAUAUCAGUGAAGGACCUGACAGAAUCCAGAGGAGGCUGGAAGUUCCUGUUGGUUUUCUUGGUGAUCUGCAGCCUCUAGGAGAUUCACUUGCUACUGAUAGUGGGUUUUAUGAUGCCCCAAGCUUGACAUUCUCUGAACACACAGACGAACGAGAUAUCGCCUAUUGGAGAAGGAGAGGGCAAGACUUUAGUGCCCUAUUGGACUUUGCUGACCCUAGGGAGUUGCGUGUGUCUGGAGGACCUUGGAGAGGGCCAGUGCUGGCUCCUGAGGAGCUAAGGACAGAAAGGCCUUUGACGAGAUGGGAAGAAGUGCAGUGGAUGCGAGAGCCCAUAGACUCAGGUCCAGAGACACUACGAGUUACUGGAGAAAGGAAGUGCCAAAGCCUGGGAACAGAGGAGUGGCGUCCUGCAGUAGGUCUGGGUCGGCAGUUAUCUGAUGGAGAAGCUGAACGCUGGUCUCAGGAACAGCAGAAUCGUUUGCGGCCCAUAGAGGGCAGUGUGUCUGCCACAGUCAGGAUGAAGUCUCAGUCACUGCCCAGAGUUCUCUCUCCUGAAGAUCCACAGUAUGGAGAACAUCCCCAAACGGGUGCCUCAAGCCAGGCCCCUACACAAAGAAACAACUCUGUGCCAUACAGUCGUUACCAUAAUGAAUGGCCAUUAGGAGAACGGUGGAGUGGUCAGAGCCAAGGUCCCACUGCACUUGUGCCAAAGCCUCGUUUCAGUCGUCCCAUAAAGCCCCCAUCUUAUGAGACUCACCAGCAGAAUAGGGGUAGUUGGGAAACUCUUUCCUCUGAACCAGUUUCUAAACCCAGAGACCGGUCAAUUUGCUAUUCACAGAGCUUUGAACCAUUAAGAGACAGAUCUGGAUGCUAUUCUCAGAGUGCAGAGCCAUUACGGGAUCGGUCCUUGUGCUUUUCACAGAGCGCAGAACCACUAAGAGAUCGAAUGGUGAGCCAUUCCCAAAGUGCCGAACCACUACGAUUUGUUAGUCAUUCACAAAGUGCAGACCUGUUAAGAGACCGCUUUUUAAGCCACUCUCACAGUGCUGACCUUUUAAGGGACAGAUCACUUUGUUAUAGCUCAGAACUACUUCGAGACAGGUCUAUGUGUUACUCACAGAGUGCAGAAUUUUUGAGACCAGAAGCAUAUAGAGCAGAUCUGUUUUAUCAGGAAUUGACUGGUAUGGAGCCCCCUGGUUACAUCCCACCCCCUUCUUACAGGAGAUUUCUGCCUCCCAGGAGUGGACAGAUUUACCGUGCUGACUCAGCCCUUGUCCGAUGGAAACGAGAACCAGUAAGUGCUGAGAUGGGUGAGUGGUUUUCAAGAACAGCAGGAAUGUCAUGGUCAGAACGUCAGGAAGACAGGAGUAUGGCAGUUGUUCCCAGGCGGCCAGUGCAUCCAGGCCCAGUCAUACCAAAUCGACCUGUUCAUUAUGUUCCAUUUGAAGAUCAACGUGUUAGGCAUAUCUCAGGGGGGCCCAGUGGAAACUCACUCACGGAUGCAGACAAGAUCCGACAUGUCAACAAAGAGCUUCCCUGUACUGCAGCUUUAGGACAAUCCACACAUGAUAGUGCCUUCCUCCCUCCACAGGGGCCGAGCACGGACACUCAUAAAUCAGCUCCUAGUGAACAGGAGACUGCUACCAGAUGGAAUAGAGGGUUGAACAAAGGCAGUGAAAGUGUAGCACUAGACCAGAGCUUUUCAAAAUACUCCACAACAUUUCAGACAAGACCCUCACAAACAGUUCUAAAAGUUGACCGGAGUGCAGAGCAGCAGAUUAAGGUAGAUAGAAUUACAGACCAAGGUCAAGCCAAGGUAGAGAGAACAGAACAGGUUAAAGUUGACAGACCCGCAGAGCAGAUCAAAGUAGAGAAAAUCACAGACCAAGUCAAGCCAGACCGAGGUGCAGAUCAAGUAAAAGUUGCAGAAGUUAAGCCAGACCGAUUUACUGACAAACAGAUUAAAACAGAUAGAAUGCCAGACCAAACAAAACAAGAUAAAAAUCCAGACCAGGGUAAAACAGAUAGAUACUGUGAAAAACAAACUAAACUUGAUAAACUGGCAGAGAGGAUUCCAGAAAAGACAAUUAAAACUGAGAGAAUUCUAGAAAAGCCCAUAAAAUCAGAGCGAGUUCCGGACAAGCAAGUCAAAGCUGACAAAAUUACAGAAAAGUUUAAGGGAGACAAAAUGUCAGAAAAGCAAAUUAAAUCAGAUAAAUUAACAGACAAGCUCGUUAAGUCUGAGAAACAGACAAAAGCAGACAUAAGCGUUGAACAGUUAAAAGCAGAGAAAAUCACAGACAAACAGACAAAGGCAGACAAAUCUAUUGAAAAGGGUUCCUCAGAAAGUGUUUCCACAGCAAAGACAGAAAUGGCACAUGAACCUGAGAAAAAGAGUGUGAAAAAGAAAUUAAGUGAGACUAUUUUCUGCCUGGUGUCUGUCCCUCUUUCACAAUCAAGUGGAAAGUCAAGAGAUCAAAACAACAAUGAAGAAAAAGACCCCGAAUCCCCUCGUAUUCCUCCACCUCCACCACCAAGCUCCUCAAGUGAAAACAGCAACACCCUUGGUUCUCUGCCAAACCAAAGCCUCAAAAGCACAUCCACCACCUCCACUGAUUUGGAACUACAGGCACUUACACUUGGCAGUGCUUCCAGUAGCAUAAUCACUAGAAGAGCUCAUCGCAGGAGAAACUCUCGCACUAAAAUAAUUAAGCCAAACCCUCAUGAUGAGCUGAGACGAUAUUCUGGGGCUUGGCCAGGGGACCAGUACCGUGAUCAGGAAACCCAAACUAGUCCUGAACUUGCAAAGAGUGCUCAACAUCCAGGCCCUGAUAAAAUGGAAGCACAAACACUGCCUGCUGUCCCAGAAGCAGAAGCCACUGCUGAAAGUGGGUCUGUAGUUCCAAGUACAUCUGGGCCUACAGGAGGCACAGGGGCUACAGCUAAUCCAGGGCCUUUAGGAACUACAGGGGCUACAGGAAAUCCAGGGCCUACAGGAACUUCAGGGGCUGCAGGAGCCCCUGGGGCUUCAGACCCAAGUACUCCCUAUGGGUAUCCUAUGAAGGGUCAGAAAAGUCUGAAACCAUCCAGCAACAGUGCCUUUUCAAGAACAGGCACCUUCAAGAGCACAGGUUCACACAGAGCUCCUUUACAUCCUCCUCCACAUCCACCACCACCACCUCCAACCCAACCACCCUCCCAACCACCGCCACCGCCUCCAACACAGCCUCCACACAAAUCACCCCCUUUGGAUCAAGCUGAAGAUGCUAACUUAAUUGCUGGCCCAAACGCAGAGGAUUUUAGUCAAUACUUGUUGAAACCAGUGAGAAGAAGGUCUUGGGAUGCCAUUGAGGAGCUAGAGUCCAUUAAUAAGGAAUUGCAAGAGCAAGCAGGUAAGCGUCCUAGUGUGGACCAGUGCAUUGAAGAUCUUAAUGAGGCCUACAAAGAUAUCCUGGAGCUUACUACUGCCAGUAAUAACCUUCCCAACCGUUCCUCCAUGCAAAUCCCUGACCGUAUAAAAGCAAGACUGUCCUCUGAGCCAUUGGGAAUGCCUGCAACCACACUUAGGUCCAGCCUAGUACCAGGAAGUGACCCAGAAUACAGGGAAGUUAAGAGUGCCUUUUCCCGACCAUCAACAGGGAAAAGUGUCAGCUUUAGCAAACAGCUAAGGGAGGAGAUUUGUCCAGCAGCUCCUCCUCCAGAAACAGGUUUCAGAGAUUACAAAACAGUAAUGGCUCAGAUAACACAGCGAAAAGCCUGCAGAUCAGUGAAGCUGGAUGUCUCAACUACAAAGGACACCUUAAUCAAAGAUGAGAGUUUGACUGCACAUACCUCCUCCACUUCAUCCAUGUCAGCUGAGAUCCCAUGGGGAGACAGGCAGCCCAUGCAGGAUGCUUCAACCCUAACCAGCCCCCCAGACUAUGAGCACAUCUGUCAGACACUCCAGAUGGCCCGUGAUUCUGGGGCAAUCAGCCGAGGGGCUUGUGUAAAAUCCAAACCAGGUAGUGCCAUGAGCAUUGAUAAUCAACAGCAUGCGGCCAUGCCUAGUGGAUCUACAGUUGAUUUAGAGCAGCCAUGCUGCUCGUUAGCAUUAGAUAAUGAAAAUAAUUUGAGACAGGAGCCGCUCACUUUAUUAAGUGAAGAAAGAACCUCUGGCUUUAGAAGGGUAACAAAUCAGAGUAACAAACUCCUUGGUAACAGAAAUGUAUUAUGUGUCAAGCCAAUAGGAGAAAAAGCAGCUUUAGAGGUGAACCCAGAAGUACCACCUGACUGGCAAGUGCAGCUGUCACUGGCUGAGAAACAUAUUGCCACACUUAUCACUGGGGAAGGGUGCAAGCUUGGGUCAGAUGAGGCUGUAGAUGAAAUAAAUGACAUUAAGAGGAAUGAAGGCAUCUAUGCCAGUAAUUUAGAAGAUGAAACAAGCAAAGUAAUGGAAGGGGACAAUGUUGAAACAUGUGAACAAAUUGAUACCCAAGUAGAGAAACAAGAGACUGAACUAGCACAAGUGGCUGAAAGUCAGUUAAUACUAGAAAUAAGAACUGAUGGUGAUUACAGUAGGACAGAAGAAGAGGAGACAAAGGUGGAGCCAGAAAAUUUCCAACUGGAAGACAUGUGUAAAAAUACAGAGGAACAAGCAAAAGAGGAAAGGCAAAUGCAUGAACCCAACAAGGAACCAAGUGUGAUUUUAAGGCCAAACAAGGCUAUAAUGUGGACUCAUUCAGGCGUAGACCCAGGGCUUCUGCCAGAGUUUCCCCCAGAUCACCUUCCCCUGUCUGUUUUAGCUUAUCCAAAUCGUAGAUUAUCUUUAGAGCUUGACUGGGAGAGAAGUGGCUGGGAAGGGGCCAGGAUUCUUGGAGGGGGUUGGGCAAGAGAAAGGCGGUCCCUUGAUGCGGAGAGGGAGGACUUAGGUGAGGAUAGGUGGGGCUUAGAAAGUGAUAGACAACAAUCCAGUGGUGAAAAGCGUGGUCUAGGUGGCUGGCGAGGAUGUGGGAUAGAUAGACAUGGUUCAGAUGAUUCAGUUUGGGAUUUAGAUUCUGAUACUCACAACAUAAGGGAUAACGGAAGGGUUUUAGAUGUAAAAAAAUGGAAUCCUAAGCAGGGGCUGGAACAAAGUGAAGACCAAAGCAGUAAUAUGUCAAAUAAAGACUUAGUGGUGGACAAACAUAAAUUGGCAGAUGAACAGAUACAAGGUGCUGAAGGGAGUCCAAGGGUCAAGGAGCUGCAAGGUUCGGGAAAACGGGGCAGAGUAGUUUCUCAACGAAUUGAGGCCCUGCAUGAUCGUUUUAUAGCCCCACCUGGUCAUGGUUCUGAAGAGAGACUUGCCCGUAUGAGGGAGGUGGACACUGUUUCCCGCAUGAGACGCCUUAGCCUUCGUAGCACAGACUCAUGGGAUGGACUAUAUGGGGUAGCCUUUGUAUCUAGUGCUGAAGAGCUAGUGAGGGAUGAUAGACAGUCCCUUCCUUCAUCCCAGGAACUUCCAAAUGCAGCAGAGAAGGAGGACAGUGAAAUCCGAGAGCCUUGCUCAGACAGCAACGAGCCUUGUGAGACACAAGAUGAUCAUCCAAUUUCAGCAGAGUCGGACGAGGCCAGCCAGGUGGAGAAGUCAUAGUUGAACCCCGGGAAGUCAUAAAUCAGGGGGUGAAGGGACAUCCAUUGCCACUUAGAGCCAGCUUCCAACACUGUGACCUGGCUGUCUGCUAAAUGCCUUCAUUUUCAUAUGGCACUCGCACAAGUAUACUCAGACACAUAUACAUAUACACAAAUACACACACUGACAUGCAUUUAUGCACUACGUAAUUACAUAAUGCAUAUGCAGACAUAGAACAUAUAAACGAUCUCACAUGCACCUCAGUUCAUCAUCAUGAAUUCUGACAUGCAUUCAAAAAUAAAUGCACACACAUACACAAAUCAAAAAUGGCCUUCUCCGACAAGAGCAUUGUGUAUCAACUCCACCCUACCUGCUGGGUUUCUUAAUGUUGCUGCUCCACUGCCAGAAGGAGGCAAGACCCAACCAACCGCUCCUGUUCCCCAUCCAACCUUAAUCAAUUUACUCAUGGGAGUCUGUGCACUGCUAUGGCCCAAUUUUCCAAAUUUUCCCUAUAGAAAAUGUAAGGUAUUGGAAGUAUAUUACAAUACCUAGGGGAUUUUAUAAUAUAUAUUAACAACCAAUAGCUAAAUAAUCCCAUUUUAAUAUGGGUCAAACAUUUUAAAUAGAUAGGCUAACUAAAUACUGGUUGCUGAAUUAGCUUUCAUUCAUUAUUAGCUGCAUUAACAUUAUUUGGUUGAAGUAUCCCUUUAAGCAACUCUACAAAUCUAUACCUUUACCUAACCCUGAUCCCUAACAAAAUCUUGUGUUUAAAUACUUUGAUUAAAAUCAGAAUUUCCUUAUUUUUAUUAUGUGCCCCACAACAUACCCUUCCUCCUUGCCCACCGUUAAACCCUGUUUCAAAUUAAGAUGGGGUUAAAUCGUAGCAGAGUCUGUUCCUUCUCCUCCUCUCCACCCAGUGCUUCUCUUCUGAUGACCUUGUGGAACUUGUGUCAAUUGUCAGAACCUGUGGUCUACUUGUAGUCCAGUGUAAUUCAUUUGUCCAGACAUGAUGUUGUCUGUAUUUCUACAUUUUAUGUUCAAUUUUAUGUUUUAACCAAGUAUUGUGGAGGAUACAUUUGUUUGCAUUUGUUGUUAAAGUGUCACCUGAGCUAUUCAAAAACUAAGAGCUCCAUCUAAGAUGGGCAGCUGUAGCAAGUUGAAGAUUAGUGGCUCAAGAACUGUUUUACUUUAGCAGUCAAGCAGAGACUGUUCAAAAACAUCCGAAGCAUUUGAUUUUGAUCCAUAAUCCCCAUUUAAAAACUUUUCAACACUUUGUAACAUAAUGUCCCGAAAUACAGAGCGCUACAGUUCAUGUUGUAUUGACUGAAACCAUAGAUGUAUUUUAUACGAAAUAGAAGUGUGGAUAGAAUGAACAUUUUAGUAUUUGAUGAACCAACAUUGCACCUUGUGAAUGGAAGGUUAGAAUUUUUUUUUUAUUUUGCUUAAAACUAAGAGAAUAAAAGCUCUUGAAUAGCCUUUUUCAAAGACAUUAUUAAUGAUACACCUACACAAGAGACACAAAUACGAUAUGUCCAAUAUCUAAAUCACUAUAAAUAUUUGUAAUAUUGAAAAUUCCAUUGAAUAACCCAGGUUUGGGAUACGUUUUUUUUCACGCACUGUAAAUUUUUAAAAACAGGGUCCAGAUAUGAACACAAUUAAUUCUCUAAUUUUUUUUGCGGUGUCUCUAUGUCACCAAGUGCAGCAGGAAGCAAUAAAUGCUAACAAUUAUUUGUGAUUAAGCAUAUAAACGUGUACAGAUUUUAGGAAUUUAGUAGGGAACGAGUUGUUAGGCCAUGAUUUGAGAAGAUACAAUAAAAAACAUAAUAUAGCAUAAUGACAUAUACCAUUUUGAUAAUAGUGGUAAAAAAGAAAAGCAGGGUUUUAAGGUGGAAAGAUAGUGUACGGUAUGACAGGAUAUAUGUGUUUGAUAGCUAGAGCAGUAUUGUCCAACAUAAAGCUCAGUGGCUGUAGAAUAUGUGCAAGCCAGGAUGUAUAAAAAUGUCAUUUGUCUAACUGUUGUACAACAAGAAACAUUUCAGACUGCGUGUGUGCAUGUGUGCGUGCAUGAAAUUUCGCUUGCUCCCCCAUCAUUCUCUACAUGUGCCAUCCAUGUAUUUGAAAAGAAGAAUUGCAUUUCACUGAAUAUUUAUUUUUGUUAUCAUUAAAAUUGUUAACCAGGCCGGAUAAUGUAAAAAAUAAAAAGGUAUAUUUUAAAUAUUUUCUGAAAUAUUUUGUAUUUACCAUGAUAGUUUAUUUCUUUGCUCUUCGAUCC